Messenger RNA from Pterocles gutturalis (yellow-throated sandgrouse), 900 nucleotides. Its product is annotated as kinase suppressor of Ras 1-like. Lineage: Eukaryota; Metazoa; Chordata; Aves; Pterocliformes; Pteroclidae. Gene Ontology annotation, molecular function: ATP binding; protein kinase activity. The record is from RefSeq and is a predicted model, not a curated record. The transcript has 6 exons. Gene Ontology annotation, cellular component: endoplasmic reticulum; membrane; cytoplasm. Gene Ontology annotation, biological process: protein phosphorylation; Ras protein signal transduction. The annotation marks the transcript as partial.
CUUCUGCAAAGGAAGAACGCUUCACUCGUUUGUAAGGGACCCCAAGAUAUCCCUGGAUAUUAACAAAACCAGGCAGAUAGCCCAGGAGAUCAUCAAGGGCAUGGGGUAUCUUCAUGCAAAGGGGAUCGUGCAUAAGGAUCUGAAAUCUAAGAAUGUUUUCUAUGACAAUGGGAAAGUUGUGAUCACUGACUUUGGAUUAUUUGGAAUUUCGGGUGUGGUUCAGGAGGGAAGGAGGGAGAAUGAACUGAAGCUGCCUCAUGACUGGUUAUGCUACCUGGCCCCUGAGAUUGUUCGUGAGAUGGCCCCUGGGAAAGACGAAGACAAGCUGCCUUUCUCCAAAGCUGCAGAUAUCUAUGCCUUUGGGACUGUGUGGUUUGAGCUCCAAGCGAGAGAAUGGCCUUUCAAGAACCAGCCCGCAGAGGCGCUCAUCUGGCAGAUUGGAAGCGGCGAAGGAGUGAAACAAGUCCUUGCGACUGUUAGUUUGGGGAAAGAAGUCAAUGAAAUUCUCUCAGCAUGCUGGUCAUUUGAUCUCAGCGAGAGACCUAGCUUCACUGUCCUCAUGGAUAUGCUUGAAAAACUGCCAAAACUGAAUCGUCGGCUCUCCCACCCAGGGCAUUUCUGGAAGUCUGCUGACAUUAACAGUAGCAAAGUUGUCCUGCGUUUUGAAAGAUUUGGCUUGGGAAUCCUGGAACCAAGUAAUCAAAAGCUAUAGUGCGGUGUGUCCUUGGCUGGCGGCAGUGUGGCUGCCUCCUUACACAAAGCAGCCGAAAUCCUCACUGAACCUCCCACGCUCUGACGCUGGUGAGCCGCAGCUGAACGCCGCACGACCAUCAGCUCGCAGCCCCGGGUUGUUUGCAAAGUCUGAAUUCUGCCUGAGCACCAGCAGUUAUUUAAAUAAUG